Neltuma alba is the source of this 1623-nucleotide messenger RNA. RefSeq names its product pentatricopeptide repeat-containing protein At1g09820-like. The record is from RefSeq and is a predicted model, not a curated record. The transcript has 2 exons. NCBI's taxonomy places the organism in Eukaryota, Viridiplantae, Streptophyta, Magnoliopsida, Fabales, Fabaceae. Gene Ontology annotation, molecular function: protein binding; mRNA binding. Bases 226 to 1497 code for a protein of 423 amino acids.
CUGAAAGGGCAUUGAUGGCCAGCGGUAUUUGACGACUAUUUGGUAACCCAUAAUUUCGUGGAGUUGGUGACAAAAUUGUGAAUCUGCGGAAGGGAAUCAAAUCAAAAGUUCAUUUUAAUCGAUAAAAUUUCCACUGAAUGGGACAACUUUCAAACCAGGCCCCGAUAGUUCGUCGUUGCAGAGAGAACAGAGAAGGUCACUUUUUUAGGGAACCGAAAUGAAAACAUGGCGUCAGCAUGUAGGGUUUUAUUAUCAGUGAGGAAGAGGUGCGCUCGAAGGUUUAACUUUCUAGCACUUCUUCCUUCAAGCUCUCACCAAUUGAAUUUCCACAAUGAAUCAAGUUCAAAUCCCUCGCUUAUCAAAUUGCUUCGGGUAUCCGAUUCGCGCCUUAAACCUACGCUGGAUCAGGAAUUUCGUUCCCUUAAAAGCUCCGAAAUUUCUUGGGAAUCUCUGGCUACCUGUCUAAGGCCUUCUUCUCCUGAGAAAGUUCAGCUGGUAUUGGAAUGGGUUUUGGAGAAAUUGCUGAAUGAAAAUGAGAGAAAUCACAAUGUCUUCUCCGAAUACAUAUUUCUUUGCGGCAAGCUUCAGAAUGUGCCACUUGCAAUGCAAGCGUUUGCUUCUAUGGAGGCUAAUGGAGUUAAACCCACCUCCCUGGUUUUUAAUUCUCUUAUAAAUGCUUGCUUGUGUUCCAAUGACAUUACCACAGCAUUUAGCUUAUUUGAGAUCAUGGAAAGUUCAGAGAGCUAUAAACCUGAUUUUCAUACUUAUAAUGUGUUUAUUACAGCAUUUUCAAUGUCAGGGAACGUUGAUGCCAUGUUAGCUUGGUACUCAGCUAAAAAAGCUGCUGGAAUCGGUCCUGAUCUUCAAACAUUUGAAUCCCUUAUAUCAGGUUGUAUCAAAUCAAGAAAUUUUGAACUUGCUGAUAGAAUUUACGAAGAAAUGAUGUCAUCAGGAAUUAUACCUAGUAUAUCCAUUCUGGAAAAUAUGCUUGAAGGGCUUUGCAAACAAAAGAGUUUGAGUCGAGCCGAGGAGUUCUUGAAGUUUGUGGCAAGUGUGAGAUGGGAGAUCAAUGAAAACAUGACUGAUAAAUUAAUAGCACUGUAUCAAGAAAUUGGGCAAGUGGAAAAGAUGGAGGAGCUGCUUGAAACUAUGAUGAAGUCCCAUCCUAUUACUGAUGGAGUACUCUCCCGAAUUCAUUGUGGGAUUAUACGGAUGUAUGCCAAACUGGAUAGAUUGGACGAUGUAGAGUUUGCCGUGGGAAGAAUGUUGAAACAAGGGCUCUCAUUCACAAGAACAGAUGAUGUUGAAAAGGUUAUCUGCUCAUACUUUAGAAGAGAAGCUUAUGAUAGGCUAGACAUAUUCUUGGAAUGUAUAGAGACUAGUUAUCCGCUCAGCAGAUCCACUUGCGAUUUGUUGAUAUCUGGCUACAGAAGAGCUGGAUUACGCGAAAAAGUAGAUUCAAUGAUGGAAGCCAUGAAAUCUGCUGGGGUUAUGUAGCACCUGUUGUGGGUGUCCAAACAAAAAUGCUUCAUUCUGGAUUUGUAAGCAGACAAUUGGUAUACCGUCAGUUGACUAAAAGGUGUCUGGAUAUCAAGAGAAGUGUUUUUUAAAAGUAUUUUUUCA